UACACAAAACAUUACAGCUGUUUUAGAUGGAAAACAACAACGCAAUUCCACUAUAUAUCAAGACCUAACCAUAAGAGAGAGCAUCUUAUAAAAGGAUACGACAAGCCCUAGAAGGCAUGUAGUAUUCCGCUCAAACCACUUGAUGGAAACGCACCUAAUUUGAAUUUCUUUUUUGUGAACUUUCUAAAGAUUCGCUUCACCUUUCGAUGGAAAUGUUACUACUGUUGAUGUUUUAGGAUUGACUUUGUGUUGUAACUUGGUUGGUGGAUAAGCAUUCUCCUAUGUGAUCAAUUGUCAAAUGAUGAAUUCAAAAGUCUGGUUAAGGGUAGAGUAGGGCUGACCGAUAAAUCGUAUUUUCAUCGUCAUCGCGAUAUGAACAUGCGCGGUUAACACAUCGGAAAAGAUGCCUGAAACGCGAUGAAUAAAAAUCAUUUUAUUUACACGCGCCAUGCAUUCACACCCAGCAUGCGAACAUUUGACCUAUCAGAUGGAGCCCUGGAUACAUGCGCCAUGCAUUCACACCAUUUGGCCAAUCAGAUGAAGCAACAGCUAGCCGUCGGCGCCGGCAGCGUCCCCGGGUCCUAUGUUCCCCCGGGUCCUAUGUGUUCCGGAGCCACCCUCAAAUUAAUUGGUGUUAAUUUUGUGGCGACUGCGAGGCUAUGUAACACGAUGGCGGAGAAAGGAGAGAAUAGCGAGGAAAAUGUGGUUGACGAAGACCUUGUGGUGAAAAAGAACUGCACUUCUGCAAUUUGGAGUUAUUUUGGAUUCCGUAGCGACGACGUGUUACAAACACAGGUACUGUGUAAAACAUGCCGAACAGCUGUGGCAACUUCCAGAGGAAACACAACAAACCUCCAUCACCACCUGCAACACAACCAUAAAGAACUACACGAACAAUUCAAAGCUAGCCAAACUACAAAACCAAAAACGUUGAGUAGCAGCAAAUCUAAAACCUUGCAACAGUCCAUUUCUCAGAGUUUUGCGUGCGUGACUCCUUACGAGAAAACAUCCAAACGCCACGGAGAAAUAACAGAGGCCAUAACUCGUUAUUUGGCUAAGGACAUGAUGCCUAUAAACACAGUGACCAAAGAUGGUUUUGUGAGUCUGAUAAGGAAACUGGACCGAAGAUACAGCAUUCCAUCACGCAAUUAUUUUUCCCAAGUCGCCAUUCCAAAAAUGUACGACACAUGCAGGAAGACAGUGGAAUCGGAACUGGGUCAAAUUGAACACUACGCCUGUACCACAGAUCUUUGGUCCAGUCGAACGACAGAGCCCUACAUCAGCCUCACUGUACACUUCCUGGAUCAAGACUUUGAACUGAAAACGCGAUGUCUACAGACAGCCUACUUCCCCGGAGAACACACUGGGGAAAACAUUGCGUGUGGACUACGUGAGGCUUUGACCAGCUGGAAUUUGCGGGAAGAGCAGCUAGCUUGCAUCACCACCGACAACGGGUCAAACGUUGUGAAGGCCACCGAACUCAACCACUGGGUCAGACUUCAGUGUUUUGGCCACAGGCUGCAUCUUGCCAUCGAAAAUGCUGUUAAAGAUGACAGCCGCAUUGCCCGUGCUGCUGGGCUUUGUAAAAAAUUUAUGGGACAUUUCUCCCACAGCUGGAAGCAGAAGAUGGCACUGAAAGAAGCACAACAGGAGCACAACCUCCCAGAGCACUCACUCAUCACAGAAUGCCCAACUAGGUGGGGCUCGAGGCAAAAGAUGAUGGAGAGGAUCUUGGAGCAGCGGCAAGCCAUAUCUAAUUUCCUCUCGGCAGACCGAAAAACACGGCAUCUGGUUCCCUCCUGGCAGGACCUGGAUGUACUGGAGUCUGUAAAACUGGCAUUACACCCUUUGCAAGUAUUUACUGAUGCUCUUUCCGGGGAAAGCUAUGUGAGUGUUUCAUAUGUGAAACCAGUCCUUCAUCUCUUGAAUACAUCAGUUCUUGCAGAAAAGGAAGAUGACACCAAUUUAACCAAGACCAUUAAAGUGAAAAUCCUGGAUUACAUGAAUACAAAGUAUGAUGACCCAGCAACACAAGAACUUCUGGACACUGCAUCCUUCAUGGACCCCAGGUUCAAGGUCAGCUACAUCAGCAGCGAAAAAGUCCAAGACAUCAAGACCAGGGUGAUGUCAGAAAUGAAAGAAACAGCACGGAAGGAGGGAACACCUUCUGACAACACUGAGGCCCAAAGCAUGGAUCCACCCAGCAACAAGAAGGCAAAGCGAUCAUUGGGCAGUUUGCUCAAAACAAGUCCAGGCCCCACCACUCCCACCGCAUCUUCCAUGCAGCUGGAGCAAGCUCUUGAAGCUGAACUUAACAGCUACUUGCUGUCCCCCACCAUUGACAGUGAGGCAGACCCUUUGGCUUGGUGGAAACUCCACCAGGUCACCUACUCAAAGCUGAGCAAACUAGCUCGGAGGUAUCUUUGUAUACCUGCCACUAGUUCACCCUCUGAGAGGCUAUUCAGCACAUCAGGGAAUGUGGUAACAUGUCAACGUGCAUGUUUGAAACCCAGCAAAGUCAACAUGCUGGUUUUCUUGGCCAAGAACUUGCCCUAAAGAAUAACUUGCCAUAAGGGGUAGAUUUUUUUUUUCCUGAUUGUAUCUUGAUUUAGUUAUUUCAAUUUUCCCCCGCAUACUAUAGAUCUCUGCACCUUGUUGGGCGGAGUCGAGGGCCUUGAUGAUUGUAAUGGGAGACAUUAGUUAUUUUAAAUUGCCAUGCCCAUGUUUAAUUUAUAUUUAUUUAAUUAUUUAAGUUGUUUUCCCCCAGAUAUUUUUUUAUUUCAAGAGUUCAAUGUUUUUGUUCAGUUUAGAAGAAAAUAUUUUAAAUAGAGCAGGGGAAAUUAAACUUCGUUGGGUGUUCAUGUUGUGCACUUUGUUCAAUAAAAGUUAAAUAAAAUAAUUUAUUUCAUUUCUUUA
Messenger RNA from Gadus morhua (Atlantic cod), 2916 nucleotides. Its product is annotated as zinc finger BED domain-containing protein 1-like. Lineage: Eukaryota; Metazoa; Chordata; Actinopteri; Gadiformes; Gadidae. Gene Ontology annotation, molecular function: protein dimerization activity; DNA binding. The coding region runs from base 418 to 2556 and encodes 712 amino acids. The record is from RefSeq and is a predicted model, not a curated record. The transcript is spliced from 3 exons.